AAUACAAAUGGAUUGAUUCAUUCCUACUUUUUUUCUUUGUGUGUGUGCUCCCCUUCUCGUCUCGCUUCCCUUUGGCCCCACUCGCCCAGCGCGUACAAACUUUUGCUCUCAGAAACCAAUCUGCAGCGUGUCCCAUUUAUCAACAAUGAACUCCCUUGUCAACGACGUCCGAAAGCACCGCGAGCUUAUUCCUUUGGUGGUUAUUGUCACUGGAGCCGUAUCCUAUGGCAUCGGGUCCAUCAUCCACACCACAUUGAAGAAGGACGUUGUCGUGGAUCACGUCAACAAUCCAUUUCCGUGGCAGAGCGUCGAUCCCAACGAAUUCAAGCCCGAGUCGCACCGCCGACGCCCAUGAUGAUGAUGAUCUGGCAUUGCUUGUUGUUAGUUCUGUUUUUAUUGUGUGAUGCUUGUGCUGCCAGUGUCUUUGUGAGCUUCUACAAAAUACAUUAGGAGGAAAUUGUUUGAUUCG
This is a messenger RNA of Capsaspora owczarzaki ATCC 30864, 469 nucleotides long. RefSeq lists its product as hypothetical. The coding region runs from base 146 to 355 and encodes 69 amino acids. The record is from RefSeq and is a predicted model, not a curated record. NCBI's taxonomy places the organism in Eukaryota, Filasterea, Ministeriida, Capsasporidae. The transcript has a single exon.